Messenger RNA from Plasmodium knowlesi strain H, 582 nucleotides. RefSeq lists its product as uncharacterized. Gene Ontology annotation, molecular function: ATP hydrolysis activity; AMP kinase activity; ATP binding. The transcript has a single exon. The record is from RefSeq and is a predicted model, not a curated record. Bases 1 to 582 code for a protein of 193 amino acids. NCBI's taxonomy places the organism in Eukaryota, Apicomplexa, Aconoidasida, Haemosporida, Plasmodiidae. Gene Ontology annotation, cellular component: cytoplasm; nucleus.
AUGAGGAGCCUGCCGAACAUUAUCGUGACUGGUGUGCCCGGAGUGGGCAAAACCACCCUGUGUGAGGAACUGGUUGAGAUACUCAACAAACAAUUGAAGGAGAACCAACAGGCAGAGUCUGCUAGCCAAAUGAAGCACCUGAAUCUAUCUAAAGUUAUAAAAGAGGAAAGGCUCUACGAAGAAUUUGAUGACCAACUGGAUGCAAGCAUCUACAGUAGCGACAUGGUAAACGAAAAAUUAGAGAAGCUGAAGUUAGAAAAUGGAGGAUACAUAAUAGAUUUCCACGAUGUAGACUUCCUCGAUGAGAAGGAACUCAUCGACCACAUUUUUUUAUUGACCGCUUCGACAAACAAGUUAUACGAACGACUGGAAAAAAGAAACUACUCCGAAGAGAAGAUAAAAAAUAAUAUCGAGUGCGAAAUAUUUCAGGUAAUAAAGGAGGACAUCCUCACCUCCUAUAAUGAUCCGUCCAUUUUUGAUGAACUGGAGAAUAACGAUAUGGAACAGUACGAAAGCAAUCUGCAGCUUAUCAAGGGAUGGGUACUCUCCUGGGUGAAGAAUGGCGUGGCGAUGCCGCGGUGA